AUCCAACUCCUCGUUCACGACUCCUUAGAAUUGCAAGUGUAGAAUUCGCACACUUUUCUCGAAUCUUAGUGAUUGAUUCUCUGAAUCCUAUUCAUUUUUUCUAGACAAUUUUUGGGACUUUGAUAAUAACAAGGUUCUUUCUUUAUUAUCAUAUAUGCAACGUGCUCAAGUUUCAGAAGCAUUUUCCUUUGAAAUUUGGUUCGGGUUUUCUCCUCUGUCAAGGGAGAAUAGGGCAAGAUCAUCUUCACUACGUCAAUUGUUUCUAGAUACUAAUUAUUCGUCGUGUAGCCUUACCCACCAUUUUGAGUAUGAUGAUCCAGUUUCUUCUUGUAAUUGGGUUGCUAUUGAGUUCAUAUGUGGAAUCGAACUUAAUCUUCCCAAAACCUAACAUAUUUAUCUUGGCCGGACAAAGUAAUAUGGCCGGCCGAGGUGGAGUGAAAAAAGGUGUUUGGGAUGGGAAUGUUCCCCCGGAGUGCCAACCAAAUCCAUCCAUUCUCCGGCUCUCUGCAAACUACAUCUGGGAGGAAGCGAAAGAGCCACUGCAUAAGGACAUUGACGUGGCAAAACCUGCAGGGAUUGGUCCAGGUAUGCCGUUUGCAAAUUCGGUGCUGCGCAAGGACCCGUAUAUCGGGUUUAUCGGUUUGGUGCCCUGUGCUAUCGGAGGUACGCAGAUAAGUGAAUGGGAGCGUGGUACUCAAAAUUACAACCGGUUAAUUGAUAGAACAAGAUUCGCCAUGAGAAGUGGAGGAUUUAUCCGAGCAAUCUUGUGGUAUCAAGGUGAGAGUGAUACUAAUACUGACGUGGAUACCAUCUCCUACAAGAAGAAACUGGAAAAAUUCUUUUUAGAUGUUCGAGCAGAUUUGCUUUUGCCAUUUCUUCCUAUUAUUCAGGUGGCGAUAAUAUCUGGAAUUAACACAAAGGAUAUUGACAUUGUACGACAAGCACAAUUGAAAACCAGACUUCCAAACGUGCGAUGCGUCGAUCCCAAAGGCCUCCCACUAAAAGAUGAUUAUUUGCAUCUUACAACCCCAUCCCAAGUCAAGCUUGGACAAAUGUUGGCUGCUGCUUUUCUCAAGUUUCCUAACUCAGUUUCAGGUAAUGCUCCAUAAAUUUUCUGACUAUUUUUCUCCUUUAUUUAAUUAAGCGCGAGAAAUCAAAUUUAUUUUCUAGUUUAUUUGGCUCAUUGCAACUAUAAGUAUUCUUGAAAUUAUUGACAUCAGCUCUUGUUUUAGCAGAAAAGUGGAAUAACACAAAACCUUGAUAAGAGGACGAGACAACAGCUGAUUUGGAGGGGACAAUAAUGUUUCUGCUUUUGGUCUUACCAUCAUCAUCAUCAUCAUCAUCAUCAUUAUUGUUGUUGUUGUUGUUGUUGUUGUUGUUAUUAUUAUUAUUAUUUGGGUUCAACUACUUAUAUGUACCUUUUUGUUGUAAUUAUGC
This is a messenger RNA of Oldenlandia corymbosa var. corymbosa, 1437 nucleotides long. Lineage: Eukaryota; Viridiplantae; Streptophyta; Magnoliopsida; Gentianales; Rubiaceae. The record is from the annotation of a GenBank genome assembly.